GAUUGGAGGAAACCCCGUGUCUGCGGAGCGGCUGUAGCCUGUGAGCAGCGAGAUCCAGGGACAGAGUCUCAGCCUCGCCGCUGCCGCCCAGAGACCGCUGAGCCCCGUCCGUCCGUCGCCACCCACUCCGGACACAGAACAUCCAGUCAUGGAUAAAAAUGAGCUGGUGCAGAAGGCCAAACUGGCCGAGCAGGCUGAGCGAUAUGACGACAUGGCGGCCUGCAUGAAGUCUGUAACUGAGCAAGGAGCUGAAUUAUCCAACGAGGAGAGGAAUCUUCUCUCAGUUGCUUAUAAAAAUGUUGUAGGAGCCCGUAGGUCAUCUUGGAGGGUCGUCUCAAGUAUUGAGCAAAAGACGGAAGGUGCUGAGAAAAAACAGCAGAUGGCUCGAGAGUACAGAGAGAAAAUUGAGACCGAGCUAAGAGAUAUCUGCAAUGAUGUACUGUCUCUUUUGGAAAAGUUCUUGAUCCCCAAUGCUUCACAAGCAGAGAGCAAAGUCUUCUAUUUGAAAAUGAAAGGAGACUACUACCGCUAUUUGGCUGAGGUUGCUGCAGGUGAUGACAAGAAAGGGAUUGUGGAUCAAUCACAGCAAGCAUACCAAGAAGCUUUUGAAAUCAGCAAAAAGGAAAUGCAGCCAACACAUCCUAUCAGAUUGGGUCUGGCCCUUAACUUCUCUGUGUUCUAUUAUGAGAUUCUGAACUCCCCUGAGAAAGCCUGCUCUCUUGCAAAAACAGCAUUUGAUGAAGCCAUUGCUGAACUUGAUACAUUAAGUGAAGAGUCAUACAAAGACAGCACACUAAUAAUGCAGUUACUGAGAGACAACUUGACAUUGUGGACAUCGGAUACCCAAGGAGACGAAGCUGAAGCAGGAGAAGGAGGGGAAAAUUAAAAGGCCUUCCAACUUUUGUCUGCCUCAUUCUAAAAUUUACACAGUAGACCAUUUGUCAUCCAUGCUGUCCCACAAAUAGUUUUUUGUUUACGAUUUAUGACAGGUUUAUGUUACUUCUAUUUGAAUUUCUAUAUUUCCCAUGUGGUUUUUAUGUUUAAUAUUAGGGGAGUAGAGCCAGUUAACAUUUAGGGAGUUAUCUGUUUUCAUCUUGAGGUGGCCAAUAUGGGGAUGUGGAAUUUUUAUACAAGUUAUAAAUGUUUGGCAUAGUACUUUUGGUACAUUGUGGCUUCACAAGGGCCAGUGUUAAAACUGCUUCCAUGUCUAAGCAAAGAAAACUGCCUCGUAUUGGUUUGUCCUGGUGGGGAAUAAAAGGGAUAAUUGGUUCCAGUCACAGGUGUAGCUGUGGGUACUUUAAGGUUUGGAGCACUUAUAAGGCUAUAGUAGAAAUAGAUAUCCCAUGGAUAUUACAUGUUAAACCAUGUGUUAUCUGUGGAAUACUCAGUCUCAGUGUGCACACCAUUGACUACAGCUACAGAAGUGUUCCUUUAGUUGUGACCCAAUUUACUCUGGAUAAGGGCAGAAACGGUUCACAUUCCAUUAUUUGUAAAGUUACCGGCUGUUUGCUUUCAUUAUUUUUGCUACACUCAUUUUAUUUGUAUUUAAAUGUUUUAGGCAACCUAAGAACAAAUGUACAAGUAAAGAUGCAGUAAAAAUGAAUUGCUUGAUAUUCAUUACUUCUUGUGUAUCAAGCGCAGCAGUAAAACAAAAAACCCAUGUAUUUAACAUUUUUUAGGUUUUUUUUUUUUGCUUUUGUGGGUUUUUUUUGUUUUGUUUUGUUUUUGUUUUGUUUUUUGGGGUUUUUUUUGGUUUUUUUUUUGAUACUUGCCUAACAUGCAUGUGCUGUAAAAAUAGUUAACAGGGAAAUAACUUGAGAUGAUGGCUAGCUUUGUUUAAUGUCUUAUGAGAUUUUCAUGAACAAUCCAAGCAUAAUUGUUAAGAACACGUGUAUUAAGUUCAUGUAAGUGGAAUAAAAGUUUUAUGAAUGGA
Messenger RNA from Eubalaena glacialis (North Atlantic right whale), 1933 nucleotides. Its product is annotated as 14-3-3 protein zeta/delta. Gene Ontology annotation, biological process: signal transduction. Gene Ontology annotation, cellular component: cytoplasm. The record is from RefSeq and is a predicted model, not a curated record. The transcript has a single exon. NCBI's taxonomy places the organism in Eukaryota, Metazoa, Chordata, Mammalia, Artiodactyla, Balaenidae. The coding region runs from base 149 to 886 and encodes 245 amino acids.